AUGAGUGCACCCGGAAAGAAUGGACAUGAGGUGGAAAAAGACAAACAAUCCAAAGAGAUAGAGAGCUUAAAGGCUCAGUUAUCGCUCGCUCAGAAGGAAAAUGAGAAGCUGAAGGGCGGCAUGUUCGGCCUGUUGACUGGUCGACCGGAAGAGGAAGUGACCGGAUUUCAUGGCGACGUGCUGAAGGAACUGUCCGUGCCCCUCGGUCCCAUAGCCCGUCCCGACCCGCGUGGUGCUUUCUCGUCGCAGGCGGAUGUUGAUGUCGACCCCGAGGUGGCAGCCGCCGGUCCCAAGAAGAGGAUGUUCCGCAAGUUCAGCUACCGCGGCGUGGACCUAGACGCUCUCCUCGACAUGUCCAGCGAGGACCUCGUUGGGCUCUUCCCCGCCCGCGCUCGCAGAAGGUUCUCGAGGGGUCUGAAGAGGAAGCCGAUGGCGCUCGUCAAGAAGCUGUGCAAGGCGGUGAUUGAUGGUUCCCUUUUUACACUUGUUUGUAGUCACCCAUCCUCGAGGAGCAGAAGGAGGGACGCAUCUAGCUGGCCAUGAAGGGCCUGCUCUGAUCCUCUUCUUCCUUGACCAUCUGUGCCACCACGUUCCCGGGCUUCCAAGGCGCGCCAGCACACCGCCGCCAUGCCUCCUCUGCUCUCCGGGCUCGGACCAAUGGCUCGCCCCUUCAGCCCAAGCCCUGCAGAAGCCGAUGUGGGUUCAGGUGUCCCCCUCCCCUGAUGGCUAUAAAUAUAACAUGCUCUGCUAAUUCUAUCUACCAAGACUCUUGAGUUUGUGGUGAUGGCAGCCGACACGGAGCUGAUUGAAAUCUUCCCCCACCCCCUGUUGCUCCCUGAUGAUAACAAGAUUUGGAAGUUGGGAAUCUAGGGAAUGCGAAGUUGAAGAGACCUGGAGUAUCUAGACUGUGAUUGCCAUUGUAUAUGUGUUAUAUGAUGAUAUAACACAAUGAUUCUGCUAUUGUAUCUUUGUUGUAUAAUGUAUCAAACUGAUUCUGGCUGUUAUGUGA
This is a messenger RNA of Triticum aestivum (bread wheat), 1009 nucleotides long. RefSeq lists its product as uncharacterized. NCBI's taxonomy places the organism in Eukaryota, Viridiplantae, Streptophyta, Magnoliopsida, Poales, Poaceae. Gene Ontology annotation, biological process: translation; ribosomal small subunit assembly. Gene Ontology annotation, molecular function: structural constituent of ribosome. Bases 1 to 543 code for a protein of 180 amino acids. The transcript is spliced from 8 exons. Gene Ontology annotation, cellular component: ribosome; cytosolic small ribosomal subunit. The record is from RefSeq and is a predicted model, not a curated record.